CCAAACUAAUUUUUUUAGAUCUCGUGGGAGUCUCUCAUUGGUGAAAAACCCCAGAAAAUUCCUACACCACCAUCUUCUUCAGUUCGACGGAGAAUUUAUUCUCAGAAGCAUUUCAUCAAACAUAAGAAAUGCAAAACCAAACACAACAGGAAAUAGGAAAUACAGGAGAAGAGAAUGAACAAGAGCGAGCCAGAUGUGAAUGGGAUUUCGAACUCUCCGCCGCCGUAUCUUCAAGCACUACCGGAGCCGUCCCCGACGUGCUUGGUGUGAUCGAAGUCGACCCGUCAGAUAGCAUCGUCGCCACCGGCGGAAUCGCGAGAAAGAUUAGAAUUUACAGUGUAAACUCUUUGUUAGCUAGUCAAAGUAGCGAAGAGACUCUUCUGUUAGACCAUGCCACCGCAUGCGACUACUACAUAUGUACACCAGCCAAACUCAGUAGCCUCCGGUGGAGGCCCGGGUCGGGCGGACGAGUCAUAGGAUCCGGAGACUACGACGGCGUGGUCACGGAGUACGAUCUUGAGCGAAGAGCACCCAUUUUUGAACGCGACGAGCAUGGCGGGCGCCGGGUUUGGAGCGUGGACUAUUCUCAUUGUGAACCCGUCGUUGGUGCUUCCGGGUCGGACGACGGAACCAUGCAACUCUGGGACCCACGUUGCGACGGUGGAAAUUGGGUGGCUACGGUGCAGCCUAGCCUGUCACGUAGUCCCGUGUGUUGCGUUGAGUUUAAUCCAUUUGGCGGGGCAUUGAUAGCGGUCGGAUGCGCAGACAAGCGCGCAUACGGAUACGAUUUCAGGAUGAUAAGGGAGCCGCUUAUAAUAUUCGACGGGCACCUGAAAACGGUGUCGUAUGUUCGAUUCCUUGAUAUGAAUACAAUGAUUUCUGCCGGAACCGACGGUUGUUUAAAGCUAUGGGAUUUACAUGAUUCUCAGGUGAUUCGCACUUAUAGAGGGCACGUGAACAACCGGAGAUUCGUGGGGUUAUCCGUAUGGAAAAAUGGUGGGCUAAUCGGAUGUGGGUCUGAAAGUAAUCAAGUGUAUGUGUAUGACAAGAGAUGGGGUUCGCCCAUAUGGGUUCAUGGGCUCGAGCCACUCGCACCAGUAAUGUCUCGAACUGGGUUUGAUGAAGGUGGGUGGGUUAGUAGUGUGUGCUGGAGACAAGUUGGUGAGAACCAGUGUACACUUAUUGCAGGUAGAUCAGAUGGGCUUUUGCAGGUUUUUAUGGGCAAAAGGAAGAAGUCAUCUGCUUCUGAUACAAAUACAGUAAUUCGGUUGUAAACUAACAACGUUCUUUUUUGAUGAAUCAUCAGUCAUGAAUGUAACAACAAUGAUUUGAGUCAUUUGACCAUAUUGAUUGGACAGCUUGAUAAACUCGGUUGUCUUAAUUUCAUUCACUCGUUUCGAGGACAGUUUUCUGUGCAUGCAUUAAAGAAGGUCCAUUCCA
Messenger RNA from Tripterygium wilfordii, 1440 nucleotides. RefSeq names its product WD repeat-containing protein RUP2-like. The transcript has a single exon. The record is from RefSeq and is a predicted model, not a curated record. The coding region runs from base 129 to 1274 and encodes 381 amino acids. Gene Ontology annotation, molecular function: protein binding. Gene Ontology annotation, biological process: response to UV-B. Lineage: Eukaryota; Viridiplantae; Streptophyta; Magnoliopsida; Celastrales; Celastraceae.